GUUUCUUGCUUUGGGUAGCACGAAUCCACGUAGUGUAUAGUCAUACGAUUCAUCAGAGUUAUUUAACUGCAUCACUACACUCUUAUUAGGAUUUAUUUCUAGUGACCACCUGUCUAACCAUGCCACCAAUGAGCUAAGAUCGUCCUGUAAUACUAUUCUAUCCGACAUACUAUGUAUGGGUCUCCAAAUCUUUAUGUCAUCAGCGAAGAGUAGAACGGAUGAUUUUGCUACAGUUGGCAAUUCAUUUACAUAAAGUAAAAAGAGAAGAGGACCUAGGAUUGUGCCUUGGGGAACCCCACUUUUUACAGGUACCCACGAGGAGAGAGCCCCAUUAACCCUUACCCUUUGUUUCCUGUCAUGGAGAAAGUUACUUAUCCAAUCGACGACUGUAUAAUGGAUUCCAAAAAGUUUCAGCUUGAAUUUAAGACCAGAGUGGGAAACCUUAUCAAAGGCUUUACUUAGAUCUAUGAAAAUUACAUCCACGGGAGCAUUCCGAUCCUUUGCCGCAGCCCACUCUUCUCGUGCAAUGAGAAGAUUUGUCAAGCAAGACAGGCCUUUCCGAAAACCAUGUUGUGCCCUGGAGAAAAGAUUUUGCCCUUCAACAUAGUUUACAACAGCUAUCCGAAUGAUUUUCUCCAUCAGUUUCACAACUGCACUAGUUAAGCUAACGGGUCUAUAGUUACUAACUAAAUCCCUACUCCCAGCCUUAUACACCGGACUUAUUAUGGAGUCUUUCCAGUCUCUAAAAAUUUAUACUCCGUGCAAGGACGGAGUUGGAAAAAAUGAGUUAAGACUCAUUGUAUUGUGCCUCCCCCAUGGAAAUCUUUAGUAAAAGGCGAAAGAUUUAUCCGCAAAUGAGGAGACAUCCAUUGACAUAACCCCUAGGGUUUCCUAUGUUCGUCUUUAUUUUCAACAACAGACCGAAAUAAAACUGCAAUGCGCACUGGAAAACCGGUGUAUUUUAAAAAAUUUUUAUUUAAGAGGAAAAUCUUAUUAUUGUACAACAUUAGAGCAGAAGCUUGAGCAUCAAUCGUUUUGUAUAUCCAUUGUACUUGCCGAUUCAUUGUUAUUUGAAAAGAUUCACGAAAGAUGAAACAGGUGAUGUAUUAUUCAUAAGGCAUUUGCAUCUAAUCUAAAGUUAACUGACACUCAAACACACAUUCUCAACACUUCUAUAGUUUCCCAAGUAAGUAAUAAAGUAAGCUCUUUGACAAAAUAAUUUUUAUUGAAAUGCACAUAGAACAUCAAAAAAUUGCAUGGAUUAUUCCUUUCAGCCACAUUCGUUCGCCUAUUAAUAAUUGAAAUAGUCGUCCUGUGAACUAAUAAGUUUAAAAAACAGAAAAAGUCACAACAAUAUCUGAAUGACAUGUCUUGGCACAGCCAAAUACUUUAAGCUAAACUUACGGUUAUGUCCGUUAACACUGAUGACUGUAACUAUAGAGCCGUAAGGAAUUUUAUCACUUUAAACUAGUACAUACCUGCCCUUCUUUCCUUCUUUUACGCUUUAUCACUUUGUCUCUGACAUCGUGAAAAUAAACUUGUGUGGCUACGUCGUACAGCUUCACAAGGUCUUUUUCGUUGACAGAGGAUGAUAGAAAGCGAUUUGUUGACGCACCCGAAGUUUAAAUACUAAAUAUGAGUUACUUCGUAUGCAGCCGUAAAACCGGCAUUUCCUUAAGGAAAUGCGGUCAGAGUGAAUAAAAGGUAAAACGCACCGAAAAGUCUACUUUUUCAUCCACCGUGGGGAAAUACUUACGCCUGUCACUCCCAAUAAAACAUAGGCCGCCGACCUGCAUUUUCCAGCUCAAUCUAUUCUGGGCCUUCUUUUUGACUUCUGUCCAAUUUUCGCUCAUCCUUUUCAUGUCUACCUCCAUUUCUUGACGUAAUGUGUUCAUUGGUCUUCUCCUUCUCCCUUGACCUUUAGGAUUCUAAGUGAGGGCUUGCCUUGUGAUGCAGUUAGGUUCUUUUCUCAAAUGUGUGUCCUAUCUCCUUCCCACGCUUCUUCCGGGUUUCUUCCGCUGGGAUCUGGUUUAUUCUCCUCAACGGUAGGUUGUCGCCGAUAGUGUCUGGCCAACGGAUCCGAAGUACUUUGCGUAAACAGCUGUUAAUAUACACUUGUAUCUUCUUGAUGAUGGUUUUCGUAGUUCUCUAAGUUCUCACCCCAUACAGUAUAACUGUCUUGACAUUUGUAUUAAAAAUUCUGACCUCGGUGUUGGUUGACAAUUGUUUUGAGUUCCAGUCAACAUGGCACAAGUCCAUGAAGUCACUGACAAGUGGACUGAGCCAUAUUGGUAGGUGUAGACUAUCUGGUUGGGGACCGCGAGAUGAUAACAACCGAUGGUUAGAGACCUUGAAUGACAUGACUCGAAAUCGUUCUAUUCUACUUUACGGCUGCGAAACAUGACCAUUAAGGGUAGAGGAUACUCUUAGGUUAAUUGUUUGCGAUGGCGCAGGUACAUCCACUCUUUGUGUUCUCUCAAAUUCUAAUCUUCUGAAUUCUUCAUGUCCCUUUUUUUAUCUUCCCAAGUUUGUUUCACUGGUUUAUACUCCUUAAAUAACAUCUUUAAACCCUAAUCUUUCCGAUUACUGCUUAUACUCCUACCACCUCUACCACUACGGGAUUUGGAUCGACAACUGCAUUUCUGUGCUAAUGUGAUGUGGCAACUCGAACUGAUGUACGUACGUACGAAGUUCUACUUUGUUACUGACUGAGUUCCAGAUGUUCUUCAGUUGUAAAUAUGCUGUUCUUACUUUCCGAUCCGCGCCCUCACGUCUGUAUCAAAUCCACCGCGAUAAGAGGGCCAGACCAUCUGCGAAGUCUAAAUCGUCCAGCUGCACCCUAGAUGUCCGUUGUGUCCCAUACUUCUCCCCAGAUGUUGACGUCUUCAUGAUCCAGUCAAUCACCAGUAGAAAGAUAAAGGGUGAAAGUAAGCAAUCUUGCCUGACACCGAUCUUUACUUCGAACGAGUCCGUCAGCACGAUUUUGCAGUUUAAUCCCUCAUGGAAAUUCCGUAUAAUAUUGACUAUAUUCUCAGGCACGCCGUAGUGUAAAAAAGCCUCCAUAGUGUUGUCCUGUUCACGCUAUCAAAUGCUUUCUCAUAGUCAAUGAAGUUGAUGUAGAGUGAUGAAUUCCAUCCAUUUGAUUGCUCCACAGUGAUCCUUAGUGUUACGAUUCGGUCCGUACAAGAUCUAUCCUUAUGGAAUGCAGCCUGUUGGUCACGAAUUUAGGCGUCUCCGGAAUCCUGCAUUCUGUUUAACAAUACCCUGUUGAAGACUUUUUCUGGUAUUGAGAGAAGAGUGAUGCCUGUGUAGUUCUCAUACUUGCUAAGACCGCCUUUCUUUGGUAUUUUGACCAGAAGUCCUUUCCAGUCUGUUGGUACUUGUUCCUCAUCCCAAAUCAUAUUGAAGAGAAUGUGGAGUAUCCUUGCAGUUACCUCUACGUCUGCUUUCGGUGCCUCCACUGGAAUGUUGUCUAGUCCUACUGCUUUGCCGCUCUUGAUUUGUCUGAUUGCCAUGCUGAUCUCUUCAAUUGUUUGUGGGCCAACAUCGAUCGGUAGGUCCGUGGGUGCUGCUUCGAUGUUGGGUGGGUUCAGUGGGGCUGGUUUAUUAAAGAGCUCUUUGAAGUGUUCUGCCAGUCUGUUUCGCUGUUCUUCAACGUUGGUGAUUACUUUACCUUCCUUGCUUUUCACUGGUCGUCCUGGUUUACGAUAAUUUCCAGCGAGUUUCUUUGUUGUAUCAUACAAUUUUCUCAUGUUUCCUUCUCUUGGAGUCUUUUCCGCCAUCAUUGCCAGAUCUUUCACAUAUUUACGUUUGUCGGUACUCAUGCUCCUCUUCAUUUGCUUGUUUACUUCUGUGUAUUCAGCUUGUGCCAUGGUUUUCUCUGCUCCUGUUCGGCUGGUAUUGAUUGCUUCCUUCUUGUUCCUCUUUCCUUGAAUCAUAUCUAGUGUAUCAAUAGUACGAAAUUUACUCGUUUUGUCGCAUUGUGUUUGGAAUAUCGCCUUUAUUUCGAUUACGAAACAAACGUUUGGACACCAGUCAACUUGGUUAAAAAACGGUACGUGGUCAAAGACAUUGAUAGGAAAUAACUUCAUAGUUUACAAGGAGAUUAAUGACGGACAGACGCUCGUCACUCACAAGUACAAAGUUCCACUGUCGUUUGAGGUCUACAAAAGGAAUAACAGGUAAUUCGUAAUCUAUUAAGAAUGUGUCCUAAAUGUUAAGUCCAUGUAAAGUCAAACAUGUUCUCACCACAUACAUUUAAUUAUUCUCGACGUAGCACAUGUAAGUGAGAAAGUAAAUUCAUGUCAAGAGAAAGCUUUAUUAUAAAAUUAGGCUGGACAGAAAAAUGUAUUCUGAGAAUAAAUCCUUUUUUGAAUCUUAGUGUUACUUUUCCUAAUCAGAAUAAUCUGUUUGUAUGUUCUGAACUUUGAUUUGAGCUGUCUAAAAGGGAUAGUCCGUCUGCAUGAAUGCGUAAUUCCAACCAAAGUUUGACAUAUCUUAACAGAUUGGUUUCCAAUCCUAAAUGGUAGUAAACCCCACUGCUGAAAGAUGUUGCAUGCUCUCAGGACACUUUAAGUGCUUUUUAGUAAAUCUGGUACAAAAUCUCGAAACCCAUCAAUAUUAAAACUAUCAUCUCUGAUGGUUUGACUGCUACUUAUCUUCAAUUUCAUCAGGAAUAUAUAUUGAUUUUUUCGUUUCGGUUUAUCGAAAUCUUGGGACACAUGUCAACGUUAUUACUCUCUAAAAUGAAUUGUUGAUUUCACUUCGUUAACGUACCGCUGUUAUCUAAACGCUUUUCAUUGGUGUGGCUAAUGCAUGCCACUAUGGGGUAUGAACUCUCCAAAUUUAUUGUCCUGUUAAACCUAGUUUUGUAAUAAAGCUUUCUCUUGACAUGAAUUUACUUUCUCACUUACAUGUGCUACGUCGAGAAUAAUUAAAUGUAUGUGGUGAGAACAUGUUUGACUUUACAUGGACUUAACAUUUAGGACACAUUCUUAAUAGAUUACGAAUUACCUGUUAUUCCUUUUGUAGACCUCAAACGACAGUGGAACUUUGUACUUGUGAGUGACGAGCGUCUGUCCGUCAUUAAUCUCCUUGUAAACUAUGAAGUUAUUUCCUAUCAAUGUCUUUGACCACGUACCGUUUUUUAACCAAGUUGACUGGUGUCCAAACGUUUGUUUCGUAAUCGAAAUAAAGGUAAGCAUAGAAGGCAAUUGGAGCUAAGUGGAAAGUAGACUACAAGGCGAUAAAACGAGUAAAUUUAGCACUAUUUCCCCAUGAUGGGCGAUAGUAUCGACUUUUCAGUGCGUUUUUCCCUUUAUUUUCUUUCGAACUGUUCCCUUUAUUUUCCGUUUUACGGUCGUUUGUUUAAGCCACGCAGAGUAUUAGGAUCUGUAUUUAUUGAGUUUAGACAGUUAACCCGUAAUUCUAACAUUUUAAUAACUUUCGGAUGUUUUGCACGUAAUUUUAUUCCCCUGAUAGACAUUUCCCUUCAUCAAACAAUUCCGGGUAGACAGGUUUUACCGAUGAAUGGACAACAUGUAAGUUUGUUUGUUUCCUGUGUUGAUUAAAACUUUUGUUUAAGAAUUCAAGAUGAAUUGCAAUUAUUAUAUGAAAUGUUUCCCGGUGAAUUCAAAGUUGACUUUGAUUCAAAUCAAUAUACAGUCACUUUUGUAGUAACUCCUGGAGUAGGAUUUAAUAAUCCCGUAAACAAGUUUAUAAAAUUUAACCUGAACUUGAAUGUUACUUUGAAGUAUCCGAUAGAGUCACCUACAGUCUCUGUAGAAUGUGUUCAUGGUCUGAAAGAAAAGGAUAUUGCAAAAUUAUUAUCCCUUCUAAGAGAUUUAACUUUGGAACGAAACGGCGAUGCAGUUAUUUUUGAUCUUGUGGAUGUACUUUUGUCGUGAAUUUAUUUCAUCCAACAUCCCAACUGUUGAGUGUGCAAUAUGCUUGAAUUGCUUCCAAAAUGAAAGUGAUGUCUAUUGUACAACAAAUUUUCAUUAUUUUCAUACAUACUGUAUUGGUGAGUAUAUGAAUCGUAGACGAGUAGAAUAUGAAGAGGAAAUAAGCGAAUUAAAAGCCAAGGGCCCAUACACUGAAUUUCCACCACUUGAAGUAAGUACACACUCUUUAUUAUGAAAUGAUGUUUUGUUUAUGAGUAAUUAUCUAAACGAUCUCGAGUCACUGACUGGUCGAGAGUUGAAUGCUACCACCGAAUACCAAUACUGAAACAGCCUUUCUGAAACCACGUAUACUAUUCAAGCUGGCUUCUUUCAACAUUCACACAAUAAUGCAGAUCGGACAACAUAUAUGGUUGGCUAUGUCUUUAGAAAGUCUUAAUAUCGACGUCUGUUGUCUAUCCGAGACCCGUAUUCAAGACUCUAGUUAAGUGCUACAAAUUUGCUCUCCAUUUGUCGCUUCGAAAAACUUGUUUUAUGUGAGCUUAUUCGGGGACCUUGUAGCAUCUUCGUUUAGUUUUGUUGGUGUCGUACUAAGAUCUAGAGCUGAGACAACACUAGCUGAUUAGAUCCCCAUUAAAGGUCAGUUAUGUGCUGUUAGAUUAGAAAGUUCCAUAAAAGUAAGAGGAAAUCGGCGUGAGAAACGAUGUCUUUUUGUCGUCGCAUACGCUUCGACAGAUUGCAGCCCGAAUGCGAUCAAGCAUGAGUUUUACCAUCAUUUAACUGUUAUAUAGAAAGUGUGUUCGACAGAUAUUGUAGUACUAGCUGGAGACUUGGAUGCUCACACCGGACGUUUAAACACAGAAAAGAGUCGUUUAGGUGGCCGGUGUGGACUUGUUAGUCGCAGGACAGAUAACGAGGACCGUCUACUGCAGCUGUGCGCAGACCACAACCUGUUUCUGGCUAGCACUAACUACCGGCACAGUAAUCGCCGAUGUGCUACCUGACCUCCUCCCUCUGAAUCUCAAGCCUGGACUCAGAUUGAUCACAUCACGAUCAGCUACAGCUGGCGUGGUUGUGUGCAAGACUGCCGCUCCUUUUAAAGUACCUAUCUGGACUCUGAUCAUGCCGUUGUUUGCGUUAAUCUUACCUUACUUUUCAGUGGCCAAGAAAUUCAUCGCCCUAAACGGAUUGAUGUCAGUAAAUUGGUUGCAGCUUCUGUUGCAACUAAAUAUCAAACCGAGCUAGGUUCAAGGCUAGCUAACAUCCCACCGAAAAGUGUAGAUGGGCAUUGGUUCCAGUUGCAAGACGCCAUGGAAACGGCGAGUAAAGUCUCUUGCGGCUUCGCGAAACGUCUCGCUUAUAAGCAGUGUUUCUUCAGGUUCCUUACAACUCAUCGGGACCCAUCGGUCUACCCUGGGUGACCGUGAGUUUGACCACAAACGAAGGAUGUUGCGUAAUGAAAUUGGACAAAGCUUCUGUAAGGAUCGAGAAGCCUGGUGGUCGGAGCGUGCCUAUGAGUUGGAAGCAGCAACUGCAUCUGUUAACUGCCGGAAGUCCUUUCAACUUAUCCGAGGCACUGGCAACAAGAAAUCUGGUGUGAGCGAGACAAUCUGUGAAGAUGACGGGAUACCAAUCACUAACAACUAUCGAUGUCUUGGACGAUCGGCAGAGUUUUCU
Molecule: messenger RNA, 7577 nt
Organism: Schistosoma haematobium
Lineage: Eukaryota; Metazoa; Platyhelminthes; Trematoda; Strigeidida; Schistosomatidae
Product: RING finger protein 25, variant 5
Exons: 4
Coding region: 3412-3711 (99 amino acids)
Biological process (GO): protein ubiquitination
Cellular component (GO): nucleus
Molecular function (GO): protein binding; ubiquitin protein ligase activity
Source: RefSeq, a predicted model, not a curated record